Messenger RNA from Hibiscus syriacus, 1141 nucleotides. Its product is annotated as calmodulin-lysine N-methyltransferase-like. Gene Ontology annotation, cellular component: cytoplasm. NCBI's taxonomy places the organism in Eukaryota, Viridiplantae, Streptophyta, Magnoliopsida, Malvales, Malvaceae. The annotation marks the transcript as partial. The transcript is spliced from 7 exons. The record is from RefSeq and is a predicted model, not a curated record. Gene Ontology annotation, molecular function: calmodulin-lysine N-methyltransferase activity.
UUGCCGUGUUUAGCUUUGACUACUGAUCUUAAUCAUUGUUUAAAAGGUGAGUCUCAAUUGGGAUUGAAGCUCGUUUCCAGAAAAGCAGCAAAAGGAUUCAACUUGAUACCGUGUCAGCUGCUCCAUCGUGAUCACGAGUCUAGAGAUGCCCGAUUCUGCUACACUUUGCCCAUUCACGGAUGUCCCAAGCUUGUUUUAACUCAGAGAAUGGAUGAUAAUGCCGACCUCAGUGAUUUUGAGAUUUGUAAUAGACACAACAUUGACAAUACUGGACUUGUCUGUCAGUGGCCAUCUGAAGAUGUCCUUGCCUAUUUUUCUUUAUCUCAUGCAGAUAUGUUCAGGUCUAAAAGAGUCAUCGAGCUUGGAUCAGGUUACGGCUUAGCUGGAUUAGCCAUUGCUGCAGCCACAGAGGCAUUAGAAGUAGUGAUUUCUGAUGGAAAUCCUCAAGUGGUUGAUUAUAUUCUGUAUAAUAUCAACACAAACUCCAAAGCAUUUGAUGAAACAAGAGUGAAGUCCAUGCAAUUGCACUGGAAUCAGAAAGAAGUUUCAAAUCUCUCACACACUUUUGACGUCGUCGUUGCAAGUGAUUGCACCUUUUUCAAGGAGUUCCACAAAGAUCUUGCUCGAAUAACUGAGCUCCUGUUGAAAAAAGAGGGGCACUCUGAAGCUAUAUUUUUCAGCCCAAAAAGAGGCAACUCACUCGAUAAGUUUCUGGAGGAAAUCGAGGGGAAAGACUUGCUUUUCAGUAUAACAGAGAUCUACGACGCUGAAAUUUGGAAGCAUCAUCAACGGUUCAUGAAUGGAGACGAGUCUUGGCCUGGCUACGAAAAAGAUCAUUGUUAUCCAUUAUUAAUACGAAUCACCAGAUAAACAGCAGUGGCCGUAUUCAUCCCAUCACCUACACAUUCCGGUUGAUACCAUGUGGUGGGCAGAUAUGUGCACUAUUGUUGUCAUCUUUAAAGAGAACAUGACUCACAUGUACAUGCACUUGCCAAAUCAACUUCUAUUGCUAUUUUUUCAUUUCAUUAUGUAGGGAACGGAAAGAGUACUUGUGAUGUUUUUUCCCCCUUUAAUUUAUCCUUGUCAUAGUGACUUCCCUGUUAAUGAAACAUGGAUGAUUGCACUGAAACUUAGCAUGAAA